Hemibagrus wyckioides is the source of this 2246-nucleotide messenger RNA. RefSeq names its product capping actin protein of muscle Z-line subunit alpha 1a (gene capza1a). Lineage: Eukaryota; Metazoa; Chordata; Actinopteri; Siluriformes; Bagridae. Gene Ontology annotation, biological process: barbed-end actin filament capping; actin cytoskeleton organization. The transcript is spliced from 9 exons. Gene Ontology annotation, molecular function: actin filament binding. The record is from RefSeq and is a predicted model, not a curated record. Gene Ontology annotation, cellular component: actin cortical patch; F-actin capping protein complex. The coding region runs from base 37 to 885 and encodes 282 amino acids.
GAUGCAUUUUGACAGGGUUGGUCCAGCUGAGCCAAGAUGGCGGACGAACAGCUCACUGAUGAGGAGAGGGUCCGCAUUGCUUCCAAUUUUGUUGUCCAUGCGCCACCUGGAGAAUUCAAUGAAGUUUUCAAUGAUGUCCGGCUACUGCUCAACAAUGACAGCCUGCUCAGGGAACGGGCGGCGAAUGCUUUUGCGCAGUAUAACAUGGAUCAGUUUACACCCGCCAAACUUAAAGAAGAUCAGGUGUUGAUCACGGAACAUGGAGACCUGGGAAACGGGCGCUUCUUUGACCCGCGAAACAAGCUGUCAUUUAAGUUUGACCACCUGAAGAAAGAGGCAAGCGAUCUGAAGGCCUACGAGGGUGAAGCAGCUCUGGAGCCAUGGAGGGAUGCGUGUGACACUGCUAUCAGGGCCUACAUCAAAGAUCAUUACCCUACUGGAGUGUGCACUGUGUAUGGGAAAACCAUUGAUGGCAACCAAACAAUCAUUGCCUGCAUUGAAGGACAUCAGUUUCAACCCAAAAACUUCUGGAACGGCCGCUGUCGGUCCGAGUGGAAGUUCACCUUGUCUCAGGGCGUGACUCCGCUGGUGGGCGUCCUCAAGGUCCAGGUGCAUUAUUAUGAAGAUGGCAAUGUGCAACUUGUCAGCCACAAGGACAUUCAAGAGUCUCUCAACAUUUCUAAUCCGAAGCAGACUGCUGAAGAGUUUGUUAAAGUUAUUAACAAUGCAGAGACUGAAUACCAGACGGCAAUCAAUGAGAACUACCAGAAUAUGUCGGACACCACCUUCAAAGCCUUACGUCGACCGCUUCCUGUCACCCGCACCAAGAUCGACUGGAACAAGAUCCUCAGCUAUAAGAUCGGCAAAGAGAUGCAGAACGCUUAGAGCUGACCCGGCUUGCCUUUCCCUCUGCUCGCAGUACAAGCCAAGACGUGAGCUGCGGGGGGUCUGGGCUCGAGUGUGAGACCGGGGCCAGGCUUGGGCACUUCGGACAAAUGUGCUAAGAAAUGUCCUUGUUUUCUUUUUCUUUCCUUUUUUUCCCCCUAAUAGCCAAGGUUUAACCUCAGCUGAAGAGACUGCCUCUUUUUCUGUAUUGUCGGAAGGCUGUGAAAUUGUUCUGUUGGGUGUAGCAAUGGUCCUUGCUGUUGAACCAAUACCUCCUGCAACACCAGUGCACAGGGUCAGAAAUGUUAUACCCCACUUUUACACAUUUUAUGCCCACCUGCCCGAUUAAUACGCACCACUCCGAGAGGGGUUUCUGGACACCGAUUUAGCCAUGUCUUUGACCAAAUGUUUAAUCUCGCUAAUGAAAACGCUUUUUUUAAAAUAUACUUUGGAAUAGAGUUUAAUUUUAUAACCAUUCUUGAAUGAUAUUGAUUUUAAUCCAAGAUUCCAGAGGGGUUUUUUUUCCAUACAUUUUCUAUUUUGAGCAGAUGGAAAUAAAGCUUGAAGAGGUUCUUUGUAUGAAGAAGCUGUAGGGUGAUUACUGCUUAGCUUAAAGCCUUUUUUUUUUUUUUUUCCCCCUCAGUACUACUAUAUAUCCAUUAUUUUGUAUUUUUAGUAACGUCCACAUUAUUGUCCUCAUUUAAAUUUUCUUGAUGAGCUUAAACUAAAUCUGCAGUCCGGACAAAAAUGAUUUAAAGUUAUAUGUUCAGGUAUAUGUCUUCAUUUUCGGCAGUGUUAGAUCUCUCUUAAUAUUAGCCUGAUCCUGAACUCCUCAGAACCUCAGAGAUAAGAAGCACAUGUACACGGUUAAUGCUCCACUAACAAAAUCACUGCUAUUGGAAUAUAUUAUGUAGAAUGUCUAACUACUCUGGACAUCAUAUGUGAUGUGUUUUGUUCUAAUUCACCUGACAAACCUCCAGAUGGUUUCUUUGUUCUCGUCUCUGUCUGAAUUUGAUGCCUGUUCUGUGCCACUGUUUGAUCAUCACGAUAAUUUCUUCUCUGGAAGCAGUGUUUAUCGGUGGUACUUCUUAAACGUACUGUUAUUUGUUGACCAGAUUUGCCAAAAAAAAAAAAAAAGAAAGAAAGAAAGGGAAAAAACAGCACUGUAUUCUUAUGGUCCACAGUUUCAGUGUACAGAUGGAGGUUGUAAUGCCUCUCCCUCGGAUUGGAAAUGGUCGCAAUAUCGCCCUCUGGUGUCUCCAACUGGUAGCAUUACUGUAUGCAUUUCCAGGGUUUUCGCCUCAGUUUUCUGCUUCCUUCCCGAGCAGUUAUUGCUAUUUUUUACAAAGUGUAUGAACAAA